CACAACUCCUGUCUAUACAAUCACCACACAACUAUUAACUGCAAGCUACGACCUAAAAGCCCAAAAUAGCGCCACCACUACAUAUCAACAAGCAUUUACAUCUGCAUCAUCCAUCUCUUGCACAAUUAUCCCAUCUUUUAGUCGUAGAAGACCUUGCACCUUGAGCCUAUUUUUUUUCCUAUUCAACUGCACUCACUUUACGUUAAUAACAAGCUUUUCAGCUUACUGACGUUACAACUUAACCUAAUUACAGCCUUAUAAAUAAACUAAAUGACAUAUAUUCCGACGACAUCCACGGCUAACUGCUCAAGUAGCUGGAUCAACACUACAACUAUGGUCCAAGUUCAAGAUAUGCCAGCGUUCUUCUCUCAAGAUUGCUUACUUUCUAGUGCAGAACUCGCUUCUCUCGACGGCUCUUCUGGCGAUGAACAAGCCUGCCUGCCCAAGAUGUCAUCUCCAAACGAGUUUUCAUCUUCUCCAUCUCCAGCCUCCUUUCCACCCUCACCUUUGGUCACCGCUGAAAAUCAAUGCAGCUUACCACUAGCCUACCUUGGUAUCAGUUCAACUUCAUUACCAACUGAAGUUUCAUCCAUGCCUAUAUCUUUCAAUGGUCCUUAUCCGGAUUCACUCUUUGAUGAACACCCGCUUAGUCAAAUCAACCUCAGUAGUCCAAGCUAUCAGCUCACAACUCAUCCUCAUUCACAGUUUACCCGAGCGCUAUCUACGCAAGCAUAUGAAGUGUCGCACCGAAGCAUUCAUGGCUCUGGUAUGGUCAGCUCUACAUCAAUCCCCCCAGGACAAUGGCCUGACACUGCUAUGCAACUGACUCGCAGUUUUGAGCUCACUCAUACACAUUCCCACCAAUAUCCGACCGAGCCCCGUUCACUAUCACAUUGGCAUCCAUACAGCCGGCAGCAAACUUGUAUACCCCAGCAACCAAUGGAAAUCAACCCCUACGGUGUCAAACAGCUAUUGUCGGCACCUUCAUCCCCUGAAUUGUCAGAUAUUACAGCUUUAGGAUCGCCUGGCUGGCUGGCUAUCUCUCACCAUCGUCGUACCGUCAGUGCUGGACAUCUUAAUACAGAUGAGUUUGACCGCCAAUUUUCUGAGGGAGAUCUGAUUGGUAAUUUAGUGCCGGAUUUUUCGACGUCAUUGUCCAUGCUUCCUCCAGAGUCGUCAGCUCAGAUCGUAGAACAACGGGAACGCUCUUUCUCUGACUCUUCUCAAAAUCAUCAUGCAGACACCCCCGCAUCCUGCACUAGCCCGCCAUUGAAUAAAACAGACACAAGCUCCACUUUGAACGCAACCGGACAAAGUGGGCUCAAUACCCCCGGUGUGUAUAAGUGCGAAUAUGAAGGCUGUACAAAGAGCUUCUCUCGUCCAUAUAAUUUAAACUCGCACAUCCGCACCCACACGAACCUACGACCUUACCAUUGUGAUCAUUGUGAUCGACAAUUCGCACGGCUUCACGACAAAAAUCGACAUGAACGACUGCACCGUGGCGUACGUCCGUUUGCCUGUGAGAGAUGCCAGCAUCAUUUUGCGAGAAUGGAUGCAUUGAACAGGCACUUGAAAGUUGAAGGAGGUCGUAACUUGUGCAACCUGUAUCUCAUUGAAAAGAACUCACCCAAUGCAAUGCCAAUUGUGGACUUGCCUCCCAAAAAAAUCAAUCCACUCAUUUUAGCCCAUUUUCCUAAUUUCGGUAAAGAGGAUGAUUCAACGACAGAGAAAUAGACAAGACUCCUUACUCGACUAAUUGUUCUACAUUAUAACAACCAUCCAUAUACCAAAUAAUACACUUUUUGUCUUUAGACGAAUAAAGAACAUUUAU
Lobosporangium transversale is the source of this 1831-nucleotide messenger RNA. RefSeq lists its product as hypothetical. The coding region runs from base 271 to 1734 and encodes 487 amino acids. Gene Ontology annotation, molecular function: DNA-binding transcription factor activity, RNA polymerase II-specific; RNA polymerase II cis-regulatory region sequence-specific DNA binding. The record is from RefSeq and is a predicted model, not a curated record. Lineage: Eukaryota; Fungi; Mortierellomycota; Mortierellomycetes; Mortierellales; Mortierellaceae. Gene Ontology annotation, biological process: regulation of transcription by RNA polymerase II. The transcript has 2 exons.